Amphibalanus amphitrite is the source of this 4664-nucleotide messenger RNA. Its product is annotated as tetratricopeptide repeat protein 37-like. Bases 191 to 4057 code for a protein of 1288 amino acids. The transcript has 3 exons. The record is from RefSeq and is a predicted model, not a curated record. Gene Ontology annotation, molecular function: protein binding. Gene Ontology annotation, cellular component: Ski complex. NCBI's taxonomy places the organism in Eukaryota, Metazoa, Arthropoda, Thecostraca, Balanomorpha, Balanidae.
CCAUGGGCCUGUUCCAGCGCUUCCGGAAACCUCCAGAAAGCUCCAGAGGGCAUUCCAGCGCCUCCAGAAAGAUUCAGAAACUUCCAGUAGCCUCCAGAGUUGGGAGAUCCACAUUUCCCUGGAGGCUCUGGUCUACGAUCAUGGUCUGGCUGUAAGUAGUAAACAAGCAUCAGCUCAACAGCUAGCUGAAAUGGACAAGCACACAAAAGCCCUGCUGAAGUCUGCAAAAGAAUUGAUUAAGGGAAAAGACCAUGGAGGUGCCCUAGAGAAGUGCAAAGAAGUGUUAGCUGGGGACAAGAACAACUAUAUGGCUCUUGUAUUCAGUGGUGCUUGCUACCAAGAACUGGGUGAUGCUGAAAAAACAGUAGAGGCUUUUCAGGCUGCCACCAAAGUAUCACCAGAGCUGCCACUAGCUUGGCAGGGACUGGGGUCAUUUUAUGAAAAAUCGGGUUCUACAAAACAUCAAGAGAGUCUCACUGAAAUAUAUAUGAGGCUGUUAAAUCUUCUUUCCAGUGACAAAGCGAAGACAGCUGAAAUAUGUUCCAAGCUGUCUUGGAUACUGGUCCACGCUGAUAAAUAUGAUGAAUGCAUUGAUAUAUUAUAUCAAUGGAAGGAUGCUAGUGGAAGCAACUUUGAUCCAUCCCGAAUCACCUCGAUCUUGAAAGAGAAGACAGUUUCAGACUCUCAGGCUGACAGGGUUAGCAAGCUGUUAUCUCCAUUGAUAACAGAGGAUGCAUCGAGCAAAAACAAAGAGUUUAUUGCCUUCCGAGUGCAAUUACUGCAUCAGCUCAAAGAUUGGAAAGAGAUGCAAGAAUGUGCACAGCAUAUGUGCACUCUAUUUCCAGACAGCGUGGUGGCCAUCGAGUGGCUCCUGCGUGUGUUUGUACUAUCAGAUGAGAAUGUCUCCGAUCUGGAAGAUCGUCUUGCUUUCAUGAACGCCCAGGAACCGGACAACGUGUGGGCCCGUGCCUGCCGUGGUAAGCUGCUGGCGCAGUCUGGUGACUGGCUGGCGGCGCUAGGGCAGCUUGUGCCGGCCGCGCUGGGUGCCGCCGGAGAGACGGCUGCCGUGCUGGCGCUCCGCGGCGGUAUCGAGCUGCUCGUGCACGGCUACCCGGCAGCCGAGCGCACUCUCCGGGAGGCGCUGCGCCGCUCGUCGGCGGCGGCAAGCGGCCGUCUCCGGCUGCAGCUGGCGGAGGCGCUGGUGCGACAGGGCGCCGACCGCGCCGCCGAGGCCGAGGCACUGCUCGCAGAGGCCGCUGGCUCGCCGGAGAGAGACGCGCUGCUGGCCGAGGCCCGGCUGCGACGGGGAGCUCUGACCGAGGUGGAGGCGGUCACCGCGCCGCUGGAGGUGCGCGCGGCGUGGCUGGUGGCCGAGCGACGGGCGGAUGAGGCGGUGGCACUGCUGGACGGCACAGGUGAGCACUCGCCGCGCAGGCUCCGGCAGCUGGCUGCGGCGCUCUGGGCCGCUGGACGGCGCGAGGAGAGCGCUGCGCGUUUCCUGGAGGCAGCCAAACUGGACCCGAACCACCCAGAGCCGUUUUACUACCUGGGCCAGUACUACCAGGAGCGCUCUGACCAGACUCGCGCGCUGCGCUGCUACCAGAAGGCGUGCCGCCUGAACCCUGGCGAGCCGCGCUGCAGCGCUGCGCUCAGCGACCUGUACCGGGCGCGCGGCGAGCACGAGCAGAACGUGCGCCUGCUGACGGCCGUCACCGAGAGCCGUCCCGACGCGUCCGUCAGCCGCUGGGCCUGGUUCCGGCUGGGCCUGCACCACCUGCAGGCGGGCGAGCCGCAGCGCGCCGUCGUCUGCCUGCAGACGGCCGUCAAGGCGGCGCCCGACGACGCCGUGGCGCUCGAGUGCCUGGGCGACGCGUACCGGCUGCGCGGCGCGUACACCUCGGCGGUGCAGGCGUACAGCCGGUCGGCGGCGCUCAGCGAGCAGCCCGUGUACGCGCAGCUGCAGAUGGCCGACAUCCGGCAGCUGCUCGGACAACUGGACGAGGCAGAGGCCGGCUACCAGCAGACGCUCGCCGCUCGGCCCGGCUUCGUGCCCGCUCUGAAGGGGCUCGGCGAGACGCACCUGCGGCGAGCGCAGCAGCUGGUGUCCCGCCAGCUGCACGGGCUCGCCCGGGACAGCUGCCAGCUGGCAGCCGACACGCUAACCGCCGCCGUGCUCGACCAGAGCCGACUCAGUUGUCUGUGGAAGCAGCUCGGCGACGUGCUAUGCAUGACGGCGGGCCUGCCGCCGCGCUACCGGCGCCUACAGGUGGCCGCUCAGCUGCUGCCGUGUCCGCCGGCUGACGGCGGAGCGUGCGGCCCGCUCGCCGGCCCGCUGCUGGUCGACGUGGCCAUCCGCUGCUACUCACAGGCAGUGGCCAUCGAGAAUCUGGGCGGUCUGUGGCACGACCUGGCGCUCAGCUACCGGCUCCGGGCGGGCCUGUAUGCCGCCGGCGAGUCGGAGCAGGCGGCGGUGGCGCUGCGCCGCGCACUCCAGUGUGCUCACAAGGCGACUGGCCUGUUGCCCGGCGACGCCGCCAUCUGGAACACACUCGGAGUGAUUGCGUGCGAGAGGCCGGUGGAGGACCGCCGGCUGGCGCAGCACGCCUUCAUCAAGUCGCUGCGCUUGCGGGAGACGGCCAUGGGCUGGACCAACCUGGCCUGUCUGUACAUGGUAAACGGUCAGCUGAAGCUGGCCAACGAGGCGCUCACCAAAGCGCAGAGCGUCGAGCCGGCGUACGGCGCCGCCUGGACGGGCCAGGCGCUGAUCGCCGAGCAGCUGUCGCCUGAGCAGGCCACCGACCUGUUCCGACACGCCGUGCACCUGCAGCCGCUGGCGCCGGCCGCGCUCGGCUACGGCCGCUGGGUGUGCCGCGCCCUGCGCGACCCCUCCGUCUGGCACACGGCCCAGUACCGGUUCAACAUCGAGCGCAUGCAGGCGGUCACUGUGGCCGGCGAGGCGCUCGAGCUGUACACGACCGGCGCGCCGGACGACGCGGCCGGCUGGAACAUGCUCGGUCUGCUGGCGGAGCGGCAGGGCCGGCACGGCGCCGCCCUGCACGCCUACCAGCGCGCCGCCGAACUGCUGGCGGGUGCGGACGAGCCCGACUGGGCGGCCGUGGACGCAGCGCGCACCAACAGCGCGCGCCUGCUGACCGCCGCCGGCCGCUACGACGAGGCGGUGGCCGAGUACCGCCGGCUGCACGAGGCCAGCUUCCACUCGCAGUGCGGCCUGGCGCUGGCGCUGCAGCGCGCCGGACACGAUGAGGAAGCGUACUCGGCCUACGAGGCGGCGCUGCACUGGCUCUCGCCCGACGACGCCAACAAGUCACACACGCUGGUGGCCGUGGCGCAGCUGCUGUACCGCUUCGACCGGGUCAGCGAGGCGCGCACCGAGCUGCUCAAGAGCUUCCAGCUGGAGCCGGCCUCGGAGCAGGGCCUGCUGGCGCUGACGGCUCUGGCGCUGCGCCAGGGCGACUCGGCGCUGGCGCUGGCCUGCGAGAGCGAGCUGGCGCAGCGGCGCACCCAGCCGGAGCUGGCCGCUGAGCGGGCGCUGCUAGAGGCGUGCCUGCGGCUGGCGCGCGACGACUCGACCGGCGCCGUGCGCGCCGUCCAGGCGGCGGUGCACCGCCACCCGCAGCAGGGCGGCCUGUGGCGCCUGUUAGCGGCGGCGCUGCUGCAGCUGCGGCCGGCGGCCGGCGCUGCCGUCACGGCCGCCACCGCUGCCCGGCGGGUGGCAGCCGCUGGCGCAGAGAGGGACCAGGCGGUGUUGGACCUGGUGUGUCAGGCACAGCUGCAGGCCGGGGACGUGUCGGGAGCGCUGCGCUCCGCCCAGCGCGCCGUGCUGUGGCGGCCCGACUCGCCGUCCGCCUGGUGCGACCUGGUGGCCGCGCGGCUGGCUGGCCUGCAGUGGGCGCCGGCCGACGGGCGCGGCGCGGCGCUCUGCUGGCUGCGCGCCGCCGUCAGCCGACUGCGGCGCGGCCACCGGCUGGCCCGGCCGCUGCACGGCUGGCUCAGCACGGUCGACAGGCGCGUGGAGAUGCUGCUCGCCCAGGGCUAGGGAGGCGGGUGGCGGUCCGGCCGAGCGGUGUGCGACCACAGGACAGAGACAGUGGCCGCCGGGUGGCGAGCGUGAUACGGCACCGUAGAGUGUUCGCAUGAACUGUUCGUUGUGCCCGUGAUAUGAAGGAGGAAGGGGGUUAUCCGCUAUCAUGGCUAUGGACCGAUUCGUUUUAAGUGUUACGAUUGAUAAGUUAAUGGAAAUUAUCAACUAAACGUGAAGCCUCGGUUCUCGACCAGCAAAAUAUUAUCUGUUGUUCAGAGGUUACUGGUUUUAAUCCUACCUAUCAUCUCAUUCUUACUAUGCGGUAUGGUCGAGUUACGUGCAAAGCUUGGUGUGUGAUUCUCAGACAUUGUAACCGCGUCAUUAUUGCGCAAGCUGCUUAUCAACUUGUUAAUCCAGCCUAUAUUGUCCCGCUCUGAUGGCUUUGUUCCACUGCCGGUGGUGGCACUCAGGACGUGUGAGGUCUGUCUGUCUGUCUACACGUUUGUCUGUAACGUCCUACCGGGCGAUGUCUUAGUAGCGUUACGAAUGGCAGGGGAACGGGCUGCUGUGCUGGUGCUGUGAUUUGUGAUCGGGAUCGAAUACACCCGGUAUUUGGCACUUG